Molecule: messenger RNA, 1560 nt
Organism: Mytilinidion resinicola
Lineage: Eukaryota; Fungi; Ascomycota; Dothideomycetes; Mytilinidiales; Mytilinidiaceae
Product: ubiquitin
Exons: 3
Coding region: 322-1239 (305 amino acids)
Biological process (GO): protein ubiquitination; modification-dependent protein catabolic process
Cellular component (GO): nucleus; cytoplasm
Molecular function (GO): ubiquitin protein ligase binding; protein tag activity
Source: RefSeq, a predicted model, not a curated record
AUUUCCACGCAGUGAAUAAGCGGUUUCCACUGGUUUUCUCAUCAGCGUGUGGCGUGUCAGGUUUUUGUCGUGCUGGCUGCGAUUGCGCGAAGAAGAUGCUCGAACCUGCUUGCCGCUGCCGGCAACCGCACUAGCGUGCCAAGCCGUUGAUGUCAGCCUGGUGCCCUGUGCCCUCACUGCCACCGCCGCCUACUUAAACCUCCACCUCGCCCCCAUCAGCUUCUUCUCUUCCACACACCUGCAACACUCUCACCGCACUACACCCCACUGCUACUCACACACUCUUACCACCACCAAACAAGCUCAUACAAACCAGCAAAGAUGCAGAUCUUCGUCAAGACCCUCACCGGCAAGACCAUCACCCUUGAGGUUGAGUCCUCUGACACCAUUGACAAUGUCAAGACCAAGAUCCAGGACAAGGAAGGCAUCCCGCCUGACCAGCAGCGCCUGAUCUUCGCCGGCAAGCAGCUGGAAGAUGGUCGCACUCUGUCCGACUACAACAUCCAGAAGGAGUCGACUCUCCAUCUAGUUCUCCGCCUGCGCGGUGGAAUGCAGAUCUUCGUGAAGACUCUGACCGGCAAGACCAUCACCCUCGAGGUUGAGUCAUCUGACACUAUCGACAAUGUUAAGACGAAGAUCCAAGACAAGGAGGGAAUUCCACCAGACCAGCAGCGCUUGAUCUUCGCCGGCAAGCAGCUCGAGGAUGGCCGAACCCUUUCCGACUACAACAUCCAGAAGGAGUCAACCCUUCACUUGGUCCUCCGUCUCCGUGGUGGCAUGCAGAUUUUCGUCAAGACGCUCACCGGCAAGACCAUCACGCUCGAAGUUGAAUCCUCGGAUACGAUCGACAAUGUGAAGACUAAGAUCCAGGACAAGGAGGGUAUUCCUCCGGACCAGCAGCGUCUUAUCUUCGCGGGCAAGCAACUCGAGGACGGUCGAACUCUAUCCGACUACAACAUUCAGAAGGAAUCUACCCUUCACUUGGUCCUCCGUCUCCGUGGUGGCAUGCAAAUCUUCGUCAAGACCCUGACCGGAAAGACGAUCACGUUGGAAGUCGAAUCCUCGGAUACGAUCGAUAACGUGAAGACCAAGAUUCAGGACAAGGAGGGCAUUCCCCCAGAUCAGCAGCGACUCAUCUUCGCCGGCAAGCAGCUCGAGGACGGCCGGACACUCUCGGAUUACAACAUCCAGAAGGAGUCCACUCUGCACUUGGUGCUUCGUCUGCGCGGUGGCCAGUAGGGGAGUGAUCGUUUUGGACAUUCGCGGGCGGCGUUCAGGUCGGCAUCUGGCAUGGAUCCAGGGGUCUGAUCGUUAGUUGAGCACCAGUCUUGUUCGACUGGGCGAGUUGCACAAUGCAAGGGCUUAAGGCCUGAUAUUCUCUAUGCACACAAUGGCUUUUAUAAACGUGACUGAAAAUCCAAAAUCUGCAAACGUGAACAACCGCGCGAAUGCUUGCCCAGCCAUUCUGUCCGCCUUUCAACACCUUUGGAAUGCUGCCAACAUGUCCAUAUCUCUGACUCGCAGGUGAUAGCUGGAGUCUCGCCACUUUAUUUGUAGCAG